Messenger RNA from Chara braunii, 4090 nucleotides. Lineage: Eukaryota; Viridiplantae; Streptophyta; Charophyceae; Charales; Characeae. The record is from the annotation of a GenBank genome assembly.
GGCAGGAAAAAAAAAAAAGAUGGAUUGGAUGGGCUCGAGGGUUUUGGCCCCCGACGUGAGCAGCACAGAACCUGUCUCUGCUCCCCGGAAUGGCGCACAGUCAAAGGAAGAUUAGGAGUGGCUGUGUGAGGUUCAGCUGGCAAUUUGAUUGAUGAGCUGUCGUACAGAUGGGCAAUUGAGCGGCGGGAGGACGGGGACAGGGAUUUGAAAGAGGAGCUCGGCGCGCAAAGGGGCGAAAUAGGCGAGGGAGGAGAGAGUGAUCGCGCAUCCUGGAAGCAGCCAGCGGCAUACUGGAACCAGGCGGUGAGGGGUUCGAUUCGUGUUAGUCUUUUCGCACGAGGAGGAGGAGAAGCAGGAGGUCUUUCUUUGAUUGGAGCGCAGAUGGGGUUAGGAGCGGGGAUGGCGUGUCACGUCUGCAAUCUAGUGGGGCAUCAGAGGAUUAACGGACAUUAGAGAGAGAGAGAGAGAGAGAUAGAGAGAGAGAGAGUUGAAGAGGGGUCGUUUCUUCUGGUUGUGUUAUCGGAGGGGGAGAGCGUAGGGGAGAGAGGGGAGGAGGUUUGUGUGUGUGUGUGUGUGUGUCGUCGAAGCUUUUAGCCAUGGCCGACUUCGACCUGGAGGAUGAGCUGCUGCAGGUGGCUGGCGGUGGCAGAUCGACCGGAGGAGGAGGAGGUGGGUUUAAGAGCCGCCGGCGUAGUGCGACCUUCACUUCGUCCUCGAGCGAUGACGAAGACGAUGAUGGGGGGUAUGCGAAGUCUGACGACGAGGACGAAGGGGAGGAGAGACGUGGUGGUGGCAGCGAUGGCGGUCGGGGGAAGGGGUCAAGGAUGCCGCUGAAGAAGCGGCUGGAAAUGGGAGACAAAGAUGAGGAAGGUGGUGGUGGUCGAGGAGAGAGGGACGAGGAGGAUGACGGCUCUGAGAGUGAGCUGUCAUUCGGCGAGAAUCUCUACAAAGAUGAGGCAGAUCGGCAGCGUCUGGACUCGAUGACCGAGCUUGACAGGGAGAUGAUCUUAACGGAAAGGGCGGAGCGGCGCGACAGCGUGAUGGAGCGGCGCAAGCUGCGCGAGGUGGCGCAAGCGCGCGAACGGGAGUCGUCGUUGCGCCGCCUCGGUGGCGGCGGCGGCCCCGAGCGGUCGUCCGUCCGGGGCGGGGCGGACGGUAGUAGGGAUAUCGACCGUCCGUUAGCAUUACGAGUCAGAUCCACCCAGGAACGCCAGAAGAAGAGCUUGUUAGAGAGCAUCGAGGCCUAUCAUGCGAACAAGGGGGGGGGGGGGGGGGGGGGGGGGGGGGAAAGGGGAGAAAAGGGGGGGGGGGAGGAGGGAAAGCGUCGGCUAACGGCGGCGGCCAUGGGGCGGGGGGGAAGCGGGGGGGCGAUGAAGGGUUCCCAGGAGACGUCGUCGUCUUCCUCCUCUUCCUCCUCCUCCUCCUCUUCUUCGGACGGAGGGGAGGGGGAGGGGGAGGACGCCAGCGACGACGAGGAGGCGGAGGGGCGGCGGAAAGAACCCAGCGGCGGGGAGGCAACGGUCGAUGACCUCAGGCAGAUUCUCGUGACACGUAAUCAACUUGAGAAAUGGUUCAUGGAACCCUUUUUUGAGGAGUCAAUGACCGGGGUGUUGGUCCGGCUGGGGGUGGGAUCUCACCACGGUCAGAACGUGUACCGCGUGUGUGAGGUGGUGGGGGUUGAUGCGCGGGACAGACUGAAGAUGUACGAUUUCGCGGGAAGGAAGACCUUCAAGUACCUCGAUUGCAAAUGGGGAGAAGCGAGAGGAAGGUGGGCUAUGUACAUGGUCUCCAAUUCCGCCGCGACGGAGAAGGAGUUUCAGCAGUGGUUCACGGAGCUGAAGAGAUUAGGGUUGAAGAGGAUGGCGAAGUCGGCGGUGAAGAUGAGGGUAGAGGGGCUUCACAAGGCGCGGAAGUAUGUGUACACCCCGGACGUUGUCAAGGGGAUGCUGGCGGAGAAGAGGCAGAUGAAGGGGUGGAGAGUGCGCAACGCGCCGGCGGAGAAGUCGAGGUUAAAGAAGCUGCUGGACUUGGCAGUUCAAGCGGGAGACGAAGAGGAGGCGGAGCAGUGGAGAGAGCAGCUGCGGGAACUGGAAAUGCAGGUGAUGACAACCCAGAACUCCGACGCCAAAGCUCUCGCUCUGGCGAUGAUGAACAAGAAGAACCAGGAGGAGAACUACCGCGCGUCGCUGGAGGCCACUCUACAAGUGGAUGCCAAGGCGGGGGACCAGAACUACGACCCCUUUUCGAGGAGAUGGACGAGAUCGAACAACUACAUAAAGACGAAGGCUGGCGAUCCGAAGGAGGAAGAUAUGAAGAAGAAGAAGAAGGAGGAAGAAGACGAAGCGGAGGCUAUGGCGGCAAAACAAGCGCGUGGGGGCGGAGAAGAUGCGGAGGAGGAAGAGAAGGUCGUUGCGGUUAUAACCCCCGCGCCGCCGCUCGAUGGAGGGGCCAUCUUGUUGAUGGCGCAUGACUUCGAUCUGCCGAUCUCUCUCGACCGAAUCCAGGCCUACGGAGGGCCGCAAGGAGCGGCCAAGGCCUUCAUGGCAAGAAAGCGGUUGAUGGAGACCAAAUUUGGAGUGCAGGUGGGGCAGAGUGAUGGCAGGUCGCACACGUUGACUUUGACCGUGCAUGACUACAAGCGAAGGCGAGGCCUCCUCUGACAGCCUCUGACAGGGCCGAGCGCUCUCUCUCUCUCUCUCUCUCUUUUUCUCUUUCUUACUCUCUCUCUCUCCUUCUCCGCGCUUUCUUUGUCUCUGCUGGUGAACUGUUUUCUCUCUGCGGGGUGGUGUCUUGCGACGCUCUGUGUGGAUUAUGGGGGGUCCUUUGUCCGCUGUUCUCUCUCCUCUUCCUGCUGCCGAAUCGUUUGAAAAUAUGAAAAGCAGAGGGAUCUGUCUGAUGGGUUCGACGGAAGAAGGCAGGAAGGCAGAGAGGAAGGCAGGGAGGGAGGGAGGAAGGCAGGGAGGGAGGGAGGGAGGGAGGGAGGGAUAAGAGCAGCGAGAGAACCACCCAUGCGAAAAGAGAGGACGGGUAGAAAACGGGAAAUGGAAACGCCAAAAGGGUGGGAAGGAGAACGGCGGCAAGCGACCGGUCGCCGGCGGCCUGUCAUCCUCCCUUCCUCUCCUCCGUUGUUUUCUCCCCCAAGUGAACCGCACAGCAUUCAACAGCCACCUCCGACUGCAGCUGAUUGCCAAUGAGCCGUCUGCUUUGCGAAUGGGAGGAGACGGACUAUUACUCAUCACUUUCGUCGCUCGCGGCUAUCUAUGAUUACUAGAAGGGCGCACAAGGACGAGCGCGCAUGUCCAUGGAAAACUCUGGCUAAUCGGUCUCAUUGCAGGCAGACGUUGCUCGGAGCUGUGUCUGGACUUGUUUGCCAGCCCUCUCGGCAAGUCGGUAGGGGGGUGAACGGUCUGAUUGGCAGCAUACAUAACACACACAGCGGACAAGUUCCCUUGUUCUUGCAGUUCACCUGCAACUCCCCAAACACGUAUCUGUUUGCGACUGUGCCUGAGUCUCUGCGUCUCUCCAAGCACUCAAGAGGCGGGCAAAGAAGGAAGAAACAGCAACUGGCAUUCCAAUGCUGGCAACUGAGUACAUUCGCAGAGGCGCAUACAUUUUGGAUUGGCGGGACCCCGGGACCACCACGACAUUAGCUUGACUGGCUGGACUGCGGGACCACCACGACAUGAGCUUGACUGACGGGACUGCAGGACUGCUGCAUGAGCUUGACAAAUCGCUGCUUGUUGCUAUUGUUUGUUUUGGAGUUUGUAGUUUUAACUGGCUUUGCCGCCCGUUGCUAUUUUUAGUUUCCGAGUUUGUAAUUUUAAAAUUUUAAACUGGCCAAAUUUUUGUCCUUUCGGAUCAUGUGGGUGCAUACUGCUUCGGACGGCACCUAACCAGUCAGUUGUACUGGCUAUCUGGGCAGAGAGGGGGGGGAGAAUAGGGUGUGUGGUUGAGGGCAGGAUGUUUUGUAAAGUUGAUAGUAGAAAGAAUCUGCAGUGUUGUUGAACCGUGUGGCUGAAUUGUACACACUUGUAACUAUUAAUGAACAGAUCAGGAGUGGAAAUUCUGUUAAUGAAAUCAGUUGAAUACA